Molecule: messenger RNA, 3739 nt
Organism: Oryzias latipes (Japanese medaka)
Lineage: Eukaryota; Metazoa; Chordata; Actinopteri; Beloniformes; Adrianichthyidae
Product: NACHT, LRR and PYD domains-containing protein 12
Molecular function (GO): protein binding
Source: RefSeq, a predicted model, not a curated record
ACAUCAGAGAACAUCAGCAGCUCUGUUUCCCUCAGUCACGGUUCCUGAUAGCAGAGUUCUGUUGUGUUUCUGCUUCUUGUCUGUGGAUUUCUCCAUAUUUGUGGUUCUGGUUCUGUUCACAUGUUGAAGGGAAAGGUGGAAGGUGUGUGUGAGCUGAUGUGGAUCCAGUGAAUCCAGCAGCAUGGAUCAGUGGGAGGUCACACAGGAGGGAGCCCCUCCCUCUAAAAGCAGAGAUGGUAACCAUGACAACCAGAGCAAUGCUCAGAGGAACCAAUUUGGACCUGGACCUGGACUUGGAUCCAGCUGUGAGUCCUUCAGGAGAGACAAGUCGAGGGAUAAUAACCCAGACUCCAAAGACAUCCAUUCAGGACUGACACAAGGUCAACAGGUCACACAGAGAGUCCAGUCUGCAGCCUCCAGCUGUGGCUCCAUGAAGAGUGACCGGUCCAGAUGGGAUCCUCCAAACUUCAGAACUGAACCAGGACCUUCAGACUCACAUGUCCACAGAGAGAAGAAGAGGAGCGGACCCCAGUCUGCAGAAAGACCCAGAGCUGCAGAUGUUGUUCUGCAGGAGAUGUUUGGAGAACAUCAGACGAGUCUGAGGAGCCGAAGUGAAUAUGUGGCUGAAGGAACUGAAGAAGCAGGAAGAGAAAAACGCCUCAACAAGGUCUACACUGAGCUCUACAUCACAGAAGGACUGAGACAAGAGGUUCACACCCAACAUGAGGUGAUGCAGAUGGAGACAACCACCAAGACCAACAAGCUCCAUGGCACUGCAAUCAAGAACCCAGACAUCUUCAAAGUCUUCCCUGACCAACACAGAUCCAUGAGAGUGGUUCUGACCAGCGGAGUUGCUGGAGCAGGAAAAACCUUCUCAGUGCAGAAGUUCACUCUGGACUGGGCCGAGGGCUUGGAGAACCAAGACAUCAGUGCAGUGGUUCCUCUGUCAUUCAGGGAGAUGAACUUGAUCAGAGAUGAGCAGCACAGUCUUCUCACUCUCAUCCAACGUUUCCAUCCAACCUUCCAGAAGAUCCCAGCAGAUCAGCUGUCUGUCUGGAAAAUUCUCUUCAUCUUUGAUGGUCUGGAUGAAAGCAGACUUUCUCUGGACUUCAACAACAGUCAGGUGGUGUCUGAUGUCACUCAGAAGUCAUCAAUCAAUGUUCUUCUGACAAACCUCAUCCAGGGACGUCUGCUUCCCUCAGCUCUGGUCUGGAUCACUUCCAGACCUGCAGCAGCCAAUCAGAUCCCUCCUUCAUGUGUGGACAGACUGACAGAAGUACGAGGCUUCAAUGAUGCUCAGAAGGAGGAGUACUUCAGGAAGAGAUUCACUGACGAAGAGCUGUCCAGCAGAAUCAUCUCCCACAUCAAGGGCUCCAUGUCUCUCUACAUCAUGUGUGAAGUUCCAGUCUUCUGCUGGAUCACUGCUGUGGUUAUGGAGAACCUGCUGACCACAGAGCAGAGAGGAGAGCUUCCCACUACCCUGACUGACAUGUACUCCCACUUCCUGAUGGUCCAGACAAAGAGGAAGAAGAACAAAUACCAGCAGGAACAUGAGGAGAAUCCACAGGAGCUGACAGAGGCUGACAUGGAAGUUCUUCUGAAGCUGGGGAGGCUGUCAUUUGAACAUCUGGAGAAAGGAAACAUCAUGUUCUACCAAGAAGACCUGGAGCAGUGUGGUCUGGAUGUCACAGAGGCUUCUUUGUACUCUGGAGUUUGUACUGAGAUCUUCAGAAGAGAGUGUGAGAUCUUCCAGAAACCAGUCUACAGCUUUGUUCAUCUGAGUGUCCAGGAGUUUCUGGCUGCAGUUUACAUGAUCCACUGUUACAACAAGAAGGUAAAGGACAUUGAGAAGUUCCUGAAGGACUGCAUGGAGAAUCCAUCCCUGGAUGAGUUUCUGAAUAGAGUCAUGGAAAAAUCCCUGCAGAGUCAAACUGGACGCUUGGACCUGCUGGUUCGCUUUCUUCAUGGUCUCUCUGUGGAGUCCAACCAGAGACUCUUAGGAGGCCUGCUGGGUCAGACAGAGAAGAAUCCAGAAACCAUUCAGAGAGCCAUCAACAACCUGAAGGAGAUCAACAGUAAAGGAGUCUCUCCUGACAGAAGCAUCAACAUCUAUCAUUGUCUGAUGGAGAUGAAGGACCUCUCAGUUUAUCAGGAGAUCCAAGAGUUCUUGAAGUCAGAGAACAGAUCAGAGAAGGAACUCUCAGAGAUCCACUGCUCAGCUCUGGCCUACACUCUGCAGAUGUCAGAUGAGGUUCUGGAUGAGCUGGACCUGGACCAGUACAAGACAUCAAAUGAGGGUAGACGGAGACUGAUCCCAGCUGUGAGGAACUGCAGAAAGUUCAGACUUUCAUCAAAUUGUGGACUCUCAGAGUCUGACUUUGAAGUUGUGGCUUCAGCUCUGAAGUCCAACCCGUCCCACCUGACAGUCUUGGACCUGAGCAACAAUAGCCUCCAGGAUUCCAUGAAGGUUCUGUGUUCAGGACUGGAGAGUCCAAACUGCAGAGUGCAGACUUUGAGGCUGAAGGAAUGCAGUUUGUCAGAGAUCAACUGUGAAGCUCUGGGCUCAGCUCUGAAGGAAAACCCGUCCAACCUGACAGAACUGGACCUGAGUGACAACUACAGCCUCCAUGAUUCAGGAUUUCUUCUUUUGUGUGGUUUUCUGGAGAGUCCAGACUGCAGACUGCAGACUCUGAGGUUGAUGGGCUGCAGUUUGUCAGGGAUCAGCUGUGAAGAACUGGGCUCAGCUCUGAAGAAAUACCCAUCCAACCUGAAAGAACUGGACCUGAGCUGGAACUGGAAACUGCAGGAUUCAGGAUUUCUUCAUCUGUGUGGUUUUCUGGAGAGUCCAGACUGCAGACUGCAGAUUCUGAGGUUGAAGAGAGGCAGUUUGUCAACGAUCAGCUGUAAAGCUCUGGGUGCAGCUCUGAAGAAAAACCCAUCCAACCUGACAGAACUGAACCUGAGCAGGAACAGCCUGAAAGAUUCAGGAUUUCUUCAUCUGUGUGGUUUUCUGGAGAGUCCAGACUGCAGACUGCAGACUCUGAGGUUGAAAAGAUGCAGUUUGUCAACGAUCAGCUGUAAAGCUCUGGGCUCAGCUCUGAAGAAAAACCCGUCCCACCUGACAGAACUGGACCUGACCGAGAACAACCUACAGGAUUCAGGAUUUCUCCAUCUGUGUGGUUUUCUGGAGAGUCCAGACUGCAGACUGCAGAUUCUGAGGUUGAUGGGAUGCAGUUUGUCAGAGGUCAGCUGUAAAGUUCUGGCCUCAGCUCUGAAGAAAAACCCAUCUAAUCUGACAGAACUGGACCUGAAUGGGAACCAGAACCUGCAGGAUUCAGGAGUGCUUCAUCUGUGUGGUUUUCUAGAGAGUCCAGACUGUAGACUGCAGACUCUGGGGUUGUGGCUCUGCAGGUUGUCAAAGACCAGCUGUGCUAAUCUGGUCUCAGCUCUGAAGUCCAACCCGUCCCACCUGACAGAGCUGGACCUGAGCUUCAACAACCUGCAGUCUUCAGAUGUUCAGCAGCUACAGGAUCUGAUGAAGAGUCCAAAGUCCAAACUGCAGACUCUGAGGUGGAAGGGCUGGAGACUCUGAUCAGUAGGAGUGUGUAUUGGCAAGAGUCUGGCAAUACGAUACGUAUCCCGAUAUUUUACCCGAUAUUUUACCGAAACAUAUUUUCUUUCUUUUUUUUAAAAUAUGACUUUGAAAAAACUCUAUCUGAAUUUCAAUGUCUUCCAUUGU